AUGGUUCAGACGUUAGAAGCCAUAAGGGGAGGAGGUGGAUCUGUUAAAGUAGGUACAACCGGGAAAAUCAGUGCUCUGAUGUCUAGAGAAAUAGAAUCAGCAUCUAAGGCGCCUUCCGCGUCUACUUCUGUUGCCGUUUCAGCCAGUGACGUUGCUCCUAGAAAACUGAACUCUAGAACAUCAACAGACGAAGCAAGCAGCAGUGCUGCAGUUAAUACCAAAAAUGGUAAAUACCCCGAACCAGUAAGGAAGACAAAGCAUCAUCGCACUGGAAGAACUCAUUACAUCCCAAUGCUCGCAGCUGAUAACACGUUGUUAGACACAACUCCUGUAAGACAAAAACCUAGCAGGAGGGCCCCUGGUUUAGUUGAAAUCGUUGACAUAAAUUGUGGAAAUCCAGAAAAGACAUGGAAAAAACCAAUAACAAACCGCCUAAAGAAGCUUGGGUUCUCUAAACUAUCCGAAAGCUUCGGCUAA
Messenger RNA from Salvia splendens (bonfire salvia), 477 nucleotides. RefSeq lists its product as uncharacterized. Bases 1 to 477 code for a protein of 158 amino acids. The record is from RefSeq and is a predicted model, not a curated record. NCBI's taxonomy places the organism in Eukaryota, Viridiplantae, Streptophyta, Magnoliopsida, Lamiales, Lamiaceae. The transcript has a single exon.